Fusarium subglutinans is the source of this 258-nucleotide messenger RNA. RefSeq lists its product as uncharacterized. The coding region runs from base 1 to 258 and encodes 85 amino acids. The record is from RefSeq and is a predicted model, not a curated record. NCBI's taxonomy places the organism in Eukaryota, Fungi, Ascomycota, Sordariomycetes, Hypocreales, Nectriaceae. The transcript has 2 exons.
AUGAUACCUCGGGUAAGACCUUGCUGGGGCGAAACGAAAGAUGAGCACAAAAAGGACGAGGAUGAGAAGGGUGUCGACCAUGCCGGGAGGGGCAAGCGUAAGGUUUCUGCUUCUGACGGUAAAGGUUCUCCAUCACCUGGAUCUCCUCGGCCUACAAAGAUAUCUGCUACGGAGAAGACGAUGUAUGAUGCACUCCGCAAAUGCACUCGCACUAUGGCCAUGAAACUCAUGGACUCUCGCGAUUCACUUCCCAAGUAG